GCGACGCAUGUCGGUGGUGUGUGAAGUGAGUGCGAUGAUGCUGGGCGGCAUGGAUGGCAAGGAGUACGGCGCGCUGCACGCAGCCGCUGCUGCUGCUGGAUACCCUAUGGAUGGCGACCCCAGCGCGGGCGGUAUGGGCAACCCGGGCGUGGGCGGCGCGGGCGCACAGCAGUACGGCGAGGUGAACCAGCUGGGCGGUGUUUUUGUCAAUGGCCGGCCACUGCCCAACGCCGUGCGACUGCGGAUUGUAGAGCUGGCCCAGUUAGGGAUCAGGCCAUGUGACAUCAGUCGACAGUUAAGGGUGUCCCACGGGUGCGUGUCGAAGAUCUUAGCGCGAUACCACGAAACGGGCUCCAUACUGCCAGGAGCUAUUGGGGGCUCCAAACCCAGGGUCACCACACCUAAGGUGGUUUCCUACAUAAAACAGUUGAAAGCGAAAGACCCCGGUAUCUUCGCGUGGGAGAUCCGUGACAGACUGCUGGCGGACGGCGUCUGCGACAAGUACAACGUGCCCUCAGUCUCCAGUAUCAGCAGGAUACUGAGGAACAAGCUGGGCGGCGGCGGACUGUACCCCGUGCCCCCGCUGUACCCUGUACCCCCGCAGAGGUGUUGGCCCCUGCACCAGCCUUACGACUAUUAUGUGUACCUUCAGGGUCGACAGCACGCAGCGAGCAAUCCCCACUCGCUACCCCACCCUCACCAGCAACCACCGCCUCCUCACCACACGCACGCGCUCUGACAAACGUCCUGUCUAAUUCGCGCUAUUUCCUGACAGCUGCGCUACUCGUUAGACGCUGGUUCCUGAAGGAAGCACGUCAUACACUCAAGCUAAACAUCGUUUCCAGACCAAACCGUACGCGUUGUUAUGAGCGCGCUAGUCGCCGAUAAAGUGCCAAUAGUGAAACUGUUGACGCGCUAUACGGUAAUCUGAAGAUCUGAAAAGUGCGCUAUUUUCCACAAACGUGAUCUGUGCAGUGUAUUGUGCGGUUUAUAAGACAGUGGAGUAUUUGACUGGGAGGACGAGUGCAAUUCAUGAGGACCAUUCUUGAAGUGCAGAGACAUUGUAGUUAUAAGAUUUAAAGCACCAUGACUGAAAAGGUUGAAGCAUUUGGUAAGGGUUACGUGAUAAUGCUCAACUGAGUGAUAGUGUUGUGGUAGAUGUGACGUGAUUAAAUUAUAUUUGUUUUUGUUGCAUGUCAAAAAAAUACAGACAACGGCUAAGAUCUGGAUAUCAAUAUGAAAUUGAAGUGUCAAAUAUUUUUUUUGCGGUUGGGGCAAAAAAAAGACAUUGAAAAUAUUUGUCAGUGUUGCCAACAAGGUUUACGAAUGAUUGCAAAGUAUUAAACAAUUAGUGUAAAUAAUUAUCUAUUAAUUACAGCGUUGUAAGAUAAAUAGAGAUUGAUUAGAUUGUAUGCAUAGUUUCACCAUUUCACACUCAUCAGAUUGAAUUAAUAUGACGAAUUGUUGUUAUCUGAGAAUAAAAGUAAAUUUUACUGAACGUUAACAAAUUACACUCGUAAUAAUAAAUAAUUAACGUAGAUAUCUCAAAGUUAUAGGGCUUUGCUUUGAUUUUACUUCCUCACAAUCAGAGACUUUAAUUAAAUGAAUGCAAAGCCGAAUUACCUACUCUUUCUUUUUAUUGAUAAAUUAAUUGUAAAACAUAAUAUUUUAUUUCCAGUUUCGGUUUACUCUUUAAAAAUUGUGAUGUUAAUGGAUAAUAAUUUCUACUUUUUCAAAUAAGUAAAGUCUUUUGGACCAGAAAUUAAUAAUUUUGUGAAUUAAUUAUAAGUGGGUGCAAUCGUGUAAAUAGGUAUUGUAAUUAUUUCCUAGUAUAUGGUACUUAAUAGAGAAGCUAUAGUUGCAGGGGCAAGAUUCUCUGGUAGUUUAAAUUUAUUGAGAACUGUACAAGUAUUUAUAUUUACAAACUAACGGUUAGUUUUAAGAAUAUUUUGAACAUAUCUUCGGAAUAUAUUGGUUUGUUCAUGGAA
Ostrinia nubilalis (European corn borer) is the source of this 1988-nucleotide messenger RNA. RefSeq names its product paired box protein Pax-1-like (gene Poxm). The record is from RefSeq and is a predicted model, not a curated record. The transcript has 5 exons. Bases 8 to 739 code for a protein of 243 amino acids. Gene Ontology annotation, biological process: anatomical structure development; regulation of transcription by RNA polymerase II. Lineage: Eukaryota; Metazoa; Arthropoda; Insecta; Lepidoptera; Crambidae. Gene Ontology annotation, molecular function: DNA-binding transcription factor activity, RNA polymerase II-specific; RNA polymerase II cis-regulatory region sequence-specific DNA binding.